This is a messenger RNA of Oryzias latipes (Japanese medaka), 5252 nucleotides long. RefSeq names its product Ral GEF with PH domain and SH3 binding motif 2 (gene ralgps2). Gene Ontology annotation, biological process: Ras protein signal transduction. Gene Ontology annotation, molecular function: guanyl-nucleotide exchange factor activity. The record is from RefSeq and is a predicted model, not a curated record. NCBI's taxonomy places the organism in Eukaryota, Metazoa, Chordata, Actinopteri, Beloniformes, Adrianichthyidae. Gene Ontology annotation, cellular component: plasma membrane.
CUUUUAGGUGGAAUUUUUCAUUUUUUGAAAGGACUUCUAUCAAUAGAUUGCUAGAAAUCCUUAUCCAGUUUGUGCUUGUUUUUGAGGGUUUGUCCGAUGGGAUGAUGAUGAUGAUGAUGACGUGGACAAUGAGGAGAUCUUAGCCCCUCCAAGAGAGCUAAAGGCUAACCCCCAUCUGCCAGCAGGCAGGCUCAGAGACUAUCUGGAAGGAUAGUGAGACACCUACUGACUAAUAUAACGGCAGCUGGAGACAGAAGGAGAGUCGGACAGGAAUCCAGAACAAUAGGCAACUUCACAGAAAGCACAAUGCGAAUCUGACACACAUCUUUAGAGCCAGACAGGCUUUCCUGCAGCUGAAGAUGAUGAACGGUCUCCCUCGCUAAUCCUUGAUGCUAUGGGAAUGAUGGACCUCCCUAAUGGCCAACCAAGUGUCACCACCGCCGCUCUGACAGUCUCUGAGAAAUGCAGCAGCUCGGAGUCUCUCAGUGAAAAGGCGUCUUCCGAGCUGAAGAAAAGUUUUGAUGCUGUCGUGUUUGAUGUGUUGAAGGUCACUCCUGAGGAGUAUGCAGGCCAGAUUACACUCAUGGAUGCUCCAGUCUUCAAAGCCAUUCAGCCAGAGGAGCUGGCGAGCUGUGGCUGGAACAAGAAAGAGAAACACCGCUCCGCUCCAACUGUGGUCGCCUUCACCCGCAGGUUCAAUCAGACAAGUUUCUGGGUGGUACGAGAGAUCCUCCACGCGCAGACGUUGAAGAUCAGAGCUGAAGUUUUGAGUCUUUAUAUCCGCACUGCCAAGAAACUCUGCGACAUGAAUAACCUCCACGCAGUCAUGGCUGUGGUGUCAGGCUUACAGAGCGCCCCCAUAUUCAGGCUGACUAAAACAUGGGCGUUACUGAGUCGGAAGGACAAGGUGACGUUUGAUCGGCUCGACUUCCUAAUGACCAAAGAAGACAACUAUAAACGUCUGAGGGACUUCAUAAGCAACCAGAGUAUGGUCUCUUGCAUCCCGUAUCUAGGGAUGUACCUGUCUGAUCUGACAUACAUAGACUCGGCAUACCCUUCCACGGGCAGCAUCCUGGAAAACGAACAGAGGUCCAAUCUGAUGAACAACAUUCUCAGAAUCAUCUCGGACCUGCAGAGGUCCUGUAAUUACGAUGUGCCGGUGUUGCCUCACAUACAGAAGUAUCUGAACUCAGUCACCUACAUUGAGGAGCUGCAGAAAUUUGUGGAGGAUGACAAUUAUAAAUUAUCACAGAAGAUUGAGCCAGGGACCAGCACACCCAGAGCCAAUUCUUCCAAAGAAGAUCUAGUUGGCCAGGAAGCAUCUGCAUCUCCUCUCUGCAGCCGCAAGAGCUCAGCAACGGCUGAUGGAACCAAAGUUCCUGCCACCCCACCAUCUCCCAGGAACCUGCUGCCCUAUGGACACAGGAAGUGCCACAGCCUGGGCUACAACUUUAUCCACAAAAUGAAUACAGUUGAGUUCAAGAGUGCAACUUUCCCAAAUGCCGGUUCCCGCCACUUGUUGGACGACAGUGUCUUAGAGAGCCACAGCCCCACCAGAGGACAGGCAGAGAGCUCGACUCUGUCCAGUGGGAUCUCACUUGGCAAGUGGAGCAGCGAGGGCUCUGAACUCAGCGAGGAGAUGUCUUGGCCAGCUUUUGAAAGGACCCGCUUCUAUCACUCUCUGGGCCCAGUGACCCGCAUGGCCCGCAUCCCAUACAGAGGAGUCCUAAGGCCCAGCAGCUCUGCGGAGUCCGAGGACCUCGCAGUCCACUUGUACCCGGGAGCAGUCACAGUGCAAGGGGUGCUGAGGCGGAAAACUGUGCUCAAAGAGGGCAAGAAACCGACUGUGGCAGCGUGGACUAAAUAUUGGGUCGCUCUUUGUGGAGCCCAGCUCUACUACUAUCCCGCCAAAUCCCUCAAGGCCACCGAGAGGAAGCAUUUCAAGUCCACAUCCAGCAAAAGCGUGAGUGUGGUCGGCCUCAUGACCAUGAUGGCUGAUGACCCGGAACAUCCCGACGUCUUUCUGCUGACCGACUCUGAGCACGGCAACACCUACAAGUACCAGGCAGGGAACAGAACGAAUGCGAUGCUUUGGUUCAAGCAUCUGAGUGCUGCCUGUCAGAGCAACAGACAGCAGGCACCAGCUAAUCUGAUGUCAUUUGAGUGACACUCAGCAGCACACAUGAGCAAAGAAGAAAGGGACGAGGAAGAGCACCGACUCAGUAGUGGGAGCUUACACUGCCACGAGCCACGUCAGCUGACUCAGCGUUUCUAGCCUCCGUCUCGCUGCAGCCUCACCUGCCACCACUGCCUUAACCAGAGUCCCUUGUGUGUUGAUGUGUGUGGAUUAUAAGAGACUGUUUUGGAUGCGUUGACUACUGAACAAGGACCUGCACCACUGCUCUCCUCGUCUAUUUGCUCCUUCUUUAGUCCAGCGCCUCGGCUUCGUCUUGUACCCUCAUGGAUCAUUCCUUGAGGUUUAGGGAUGCUCCUUGACUCUUCCUUUUCUCCUUUCUCCUCACUGGUGCAGACAGUCUUUGUCAUACUCUUUUCUCAUUUUAAGAAUUGAUAUGUCCAUCUCUUUAUACGCACCACCCUUGGACCUACCCACUUGGACAUCAAAAAGUCUGAGAACACUUUCUGAAGUGCUUAGUAUAAUUAUUUGCCCCCCCUCGGUCACUUGGGUGGGCGCACAGAGACUCUUUUUACUGCAUCGUUGAAAUCCUAAAGGGCUCUCAGUCGCUCUCAGUUCCAGCCGGAACAGGGCUCUCGUUUCCGCAAUCUUCUCAGCUUUUCCCGCUAAACUUUACCAAACUAGUUUUUUUUUCAGUAACCACAAUAAUAAUGUCCCGUCUGAAUGUGUGUGUUUGUAUAACUGCAUAGGGGGACAGAUGGGGGGGGGGGGGGGGGGGGGGUGUCAUGUGGUACGAUCAGAACCUAAGCUGUGUUCACCGUUUGACAGACUCCUUUUCCUGCAUUUCUUUGCUUUCCGGGCGACGCCAGCUCAUAGAAGUGCUGGAUUUACAGGACUCACAUAAUACACUACAACAUGAAACUGUGAAAAGGUCCACGAUAGAGAGAGCAAAAGGAACUCAGAAAGCAUCAUUUUUAUGAUCUCUUGUCAUCUUUGUUGCUCCUCCUUGGAUUCCCUGGUCUGGAGGAGACACAGGGAGCUUCAGUCUGUUUAAUUGCUCUUUUUUUCUUCUUCUUUGUGGUGUUUUAGCGGGGUGAGGUGGUCUUCACAGUAUUACUAUUUAGAAAAUGAUUGCACAGAAAUGUAGGUUGGUCUGUUAUGUUUGAAAUGUUACAUUGUGUUUUCUUUUGCAACCUUUAUUUUAGCAUUUUUAUGACCUUUUUUGUUGGGUUCUGCAGGAGAGUUGCUCUUUCUGCUAUGAACCACGACCCAGCCUAGAAAAACCGACAUGGAAGUGGCACCUUAGUAAGGAUUGGUGCCAUCCAACCAUAGCAUGAUAGUUUUGUUUUUAAUUCAAGCUGACCAAAAGGUAUGAAUUUAAAAAGCUUAGCUGGGAUGGAGUGUAGAUUCUAGUAUGUUUAAAUGGAAAAUCUAGGUUUUUGUGCAUCUAAGCUGUAUCAGUGAGCCAGAGAAAGACAGUAGCUGUUUGUUCGGGUGAGAACAGGAGCAAUAAGCUGUUGAGGACAAUGAUGAGGUGCUUUUUGCACCCAGAAAAAUCCAAAACCUAAUAUGAAUCCACUUUUUUUGAAAAGCUGUUUACUUUGUAUGUUUACAUAAUCUUUUGUCUAAACCUUGCACUGCUCCGCAUGUACUGUAUUAGUCGGGGUUGUGUAGUGUGGAAUCAGGCGGAGUUCAACUCGCCGGAGGCGCUGGGGGAUGAUGGUUGUGUUUAUGCGAGAAGGGCACUGAUUUCUAUCUAGAGCACAUCGGUUUUGACAUCACAACCAUGUAUUAAAACCAUCCCCACUUCAGUAUACUGUACCGUUUCCACAUAUGUGUGUUUAGGUCUGUUGCUAUUGAUUGAGAUGAAGUCUAAAUCUGGAGAGCUGUUAUCUGGUAACCAAUGGAAAUGGUAGAUGAACCUGUGGAGGGAUAAAUGUGGAAGCCAAAGACAAGCCUGUGUAAUGUGAGUGUGCAUUUGGGAGCCUGAGCACGCAACUUUUUUUUAAAACUAUUUUUAUUUUGAAGCAGCGUAACUUAAAUCCAAUCUGACAAUUCUUCAAGGCUGCUGCUCUCACUGCUGUGCAGUGGGCUCCAUCAGCUACCCAAUCAUAGUUGAGAUGCUUUUGGGUCAAUCUACGACCUCCACAGUGGGGUGUGGAGCAGGGACGUGUGCAGACGGAGGUAGAUUCAGAACUGCUGUGACAAAGGAGGGGAAGCGCUUUGGACUGCGUUCCCUGUGGGAUGGUAAAGGAGGGCGCUGAUGGUUCUGAAUCAAAGGUGUGAGCGGACAAUAAAGUUCAAGAUGGCUGUUUUAUCAACUGUUCACCUGUGUUGAACCACAAAUGCUGGUAGCUUCAUCUCAAAGAAUCUGCAGAGAUGAUGCAGCUGGCAGGGAUCAGCUUUUUUUUGGGGGGUUGUUCUCAUUAAAACAAACGGCGAUGGGAUGAAACUGACCUGGACUUCCCAGCUUUCAGUACUUGAUCGAAGCAGAGCAACAUUGAAGCUACCGGCGUUUGUGCAAACUUGUGUUCUUGUGUAUUAUGAGUUUCUCUCAUUGAUUAGCUUCUGUACAUCAUAUACUCAAAAAUGUGUGGUUUUUUUUGUAGCCAAAUUACAGCCAACCUUUUUGCCCUUUCAAUUUGAUUUUGUAAUCUUUUUUGUUUUUCUUUAAAAUGAGGGUGAGCAUUUCAAGGGCAAUCUUUAUUUAUCGUUUUAUGAAGAAAGUCGAUUCCAUGCUUUAUAUUUCUCAGCUUUACUAGAUUUCUCCUUUAAAUGACAGUGCUCCACAAAUGCUCUGUUUGCCUCACUUCUACUGUUUGGUGGAAAUCACUUUCCGUGUUCUUGAUGUUCACGCCAAAACACUUUUUCAGCUCACACGGAGGGUUCGACCAGAGGAGGCGUGGCGCCUGUGUGCACCAGUUGGGUGUUUUCCACAAUCGUCUUUGAGUCAGAGACGUUGAGGGGUACAAAUGACCUCCACCUGGCUUUGUGUGCGUCUGCUUCUCUGUGUCAUGACUGCGGCCGGCGCUGUGACCUCACUUGUGAGUGAUGUGCUGGCAAGUGUGAAGUCUGAACCAAUAAACACUCUGCCCUUCUCUUUUUUUUUUUUACUCCA